This is a messenger RNA of Durio zibethinus, 2474 nucleotides long. RefSeq names its product DEGP protease 2 (gene DEG2). Gene Ontology annotation, biological process: proteolysis. The record is from RefSeq and is a predicted model, not a curated record. Gene Ontology annotation, molecular function: serine-type endopeptidase activity; protein binding. NCBI's taxonomy places the organism in Eukaryota, Viridiplantae, Streptophyta, Magnoliopsida, Malvales, Malvaceae.
UUUCUCAUCCCAUUGGUAAAAAUGAGGGAGGCGCCAAAAUCAGUAACCUAAUCUUACGAACCCACCCAUCGGAUAAGGAAAAAGAGAGUGCAUCACUUUUCCUCACCAAUUUUCUUUUAGCCGUUGCAGCAGCUUAUUAUCUUAUUAUUAUGGCAAUGGCAGUCGCCAACUGCUGCUUCUCCGUACUCAGCUCCACCGUUAAAUUUCGUUACUCCGUUUCUUGCCGUCGGCGUGUUGCCACUUCGCAUGCCCCCCUCAACGCGCUCUCUCCUAAAGCCACCAACAAUAGGAAACGAGCUCUCAAGAGAAGCUCGUCGACAUCUCCGCUUAAAUCCAACGCUGAGAAAGAUUCUGCUUCCCAGAAGAAACUUCCAGGAAGACCAAAAGAUGAAAAGUCCAGCUUAUAUGCUGAUGGAAUUAGUGGUAGAGGGGACACAGGGCGUCCUCAAUUAACAGGUUUUAAAUCAUUUGGCACACAAAGAAAAGACAAGAAGGAGUUUCAGCUUGACCCAAGGGAACAGCAGGUUGAACCGGGGCAUCUUCAGGAUGCAAUCUUUCUCAAUGCUGUUGUGAAGGUUUACUGCACCCAUACCGCCCCUGAUUAUUCCCUUCCUUGGCAAAAGCAAAAACAAUAUACAAGCACUGGAAGUGCUUUCAUGAUUGGAGAUGGGAAACUUUUAACAAAUGCACAUUGCGUGGAACAUGACACACAGGUUAAAGUAAAGAGAAGGGGGGAUGAUACCAAAUAUGUUGCUAAGGUUUUAGCCAGAGGUGUUGAUUGUGAUAUAGCUUUGCUUUCGGUAGAGAGUGAGGAAUUUUGGAAAGGAGCUGAGUCGCUUCGCCUGGGACACUUGCCGCACCUUCAGGAUGCAGUAACUGUUGUGGGGUAUCCCCUAGGAGGAGACACCAUUUCAGUGACAAAGGGAGUUGUAUCGCGUAUAGAGGUCACAUCAUACGCCCAUGGCUCAUCUGAUUUGUUGGGCAUUCAAAUUGAUGCAGCAAUAAAUCCUGGUAAUAGUGGUGGUCCUGCAUUCAACGAGCAGGGAGAGUGCAUUGGGGUUGCAUUUCAGGUUUACAGAUCUGAGGAGGCUGAAAAUAUUGGUUAUGUGAUACCAACUACAGUUGUAUCUCAUUUUCUGAAUGACUAUGAGAGGAAUGGGAAGUAUACAGGUUUCCCUUGCCUUGGUGUAUUGCUGCAGAAGUUGGAGAAUCCAGCACUACGGGCGUGCUUACAAGUACAGUCUAAUGGGGGUGUGCUUGUUCGAAGAGUUGAACCUACUUUGGAUGCAAAUAAUGUUUUAAAGGAGGGGGACGUGAUUGUGAGUUUUGAUGAUAUUCAUGUGGGUUCUGAAGGAACAGUGCCGUUUAGAUCAAAUGAACGCAUUGCAUUCCGCUACCUCAUUAGUCAAAAAUUUGCAGGUGAUGUAGCAGAGCUUGGUAUAAUUAGGGCAGGCAAAUUUAUGAAAGUUCAAGUAGUUUUAAAUCCAAGAGUACAUUUGGUUUCCUAUCAUAUUGAUGGAGGUCAACCUUCAUAUCUAAUUAUUGCUGGUUUGGUGUUUACCCCACUUUCAGAACCAUUGAUAGAGGAGGAAAGCGAAGACUCUAUAGGGUUGAAACUGCUGGCUAAGGCACGGUACUCUUUGGCAAGGUUCAAAGGAGAACAGAUUGUGAUCCUAUCACAGGUCUUGGCAAACGAAGUAAACAUUGGAUACGAGGACAUGAGCAACCAGCAGGUUUUGAAGUUCAAUGGAACUCGAAUAAAAAACAUUCGUCACCUAGCACACCUUGUUGCUUGUUGCAAGGACAAGUAUCUAGUUUUUGAAUUUGAAGACAAUUAUCUAGCUGUUUUGGAUAGGAAAGCAGCUAUGGCUGCUUCAUCUCGCAUUCUCAAAGACUAUGGUAUUCCAUCUGAAAGAUCUGAUGAUCUUUUAGAACCAUAUGUUGAUUCACUUGGAGACAUCCAGACAGUGGAGCAGGACUUUGGCGAUAGUCCAGUUUCAAAUUUGGAGAUUGGCUUUGAUGGACUCCUUUGGGCAUAAUUAUUAACAUUUGUGAAUUCAGUUUGAUCGUCUUGGGUAGCAAGGUCGGGAGAUAAAAGAAAAUCCUAGCUCGGAAACUAUGAUUGAGAGCUUCAGUUUGCCACAUCAAAGUUUCAGUAGCUUAUGCUGAUUUCCAUGAAGCUCGAAUCAAAAUAUCAAAGUGCCAUAUCUUCCUUCCUUUUCCCCUCCUCCGGCAGUUGGUCAGGUAGUCAGGUUUUAUAAUUUGGUUGUAACAGUUUUCACAUUUCUUGAUUAAUUGAGAGAAAGCACGGCUGCAUGCCCAGAAUCAGAAUUAUGCUGCAGUUUUACCCCAAGGCCAGAGAGAGCAUUUGAUGUAAAUGUUUCGAAACAAUAAAAUUUUUAAAUUAUUCUCACUCAAUUUAAUGGGAAAUAUAAACGAUAUUGUCCCCAAUUUUGUCAUCGAUUUAUCAGUUU